AUGGACAGCUUUUUUGAAUAUGCAUUGAAAUCCCAUAUACUGUUGUCAGAAGGCUAUCCGCCGGAAUUUAACGCUUCUGGACCGUUCCAUGAAUACGAUAACUACUUCUUGCCACUACCAUAUCAGGCCCACUCACCAGAUAGCUUUCUCAAAGUCUGGGAGGAAUCGUUCGAAGCGAUAAAAACCAACCUAUACAGAGGCUCAAGCUACCAAUAUCCUCACUACAUACAGGGCGACAUUACCACUGGGGCCACCCGCGCACUUUGGAUGGAUAGUUUGAGUGCGUACUUCCCCGGUCUUCUCACUCUAGCAGGUAACGUUGAAGAAGCUGCUGAGACUCACCUUCUUAAUACUGCACUCUGGACUCGUUUCUCGGCCCUUCCGGAGCGUUGGAAUGUUGCAACGGGAGACAUAGAGGGCGGACUUGAGUGGUGGGGUGGCCGUCCCGAAUUCAUCGAAUCCACGUAUUAUCUGUAUAGGGCAACCGAAGACCCCUGGUAUCUUUAUGUGGGUGAGAUGGUUCUGCGUGAUAUCAAAAGGCGAUGCUGGACCAAAUGCGGCUGGGCUGGUCUCCAGAAUGUCAGAAGAGGAGAUCAGAGCGAUAGGAUGGAAAGCUUCUUCCUCGGGGAGACGUCCAAAUACCUGUAUCUCCUUUUCGAGCCAUCCCAUCCUUUGAACAAGAUCGACUCACCAUACGUCUACAGUACGGAAGGACAUCCGCUUGUCCUUCCAGCAAAGGCGAAGCAGACUACUCCGCCUCGUCUCCAACAGGAGUGGAAGCAACAUAAGAAUGCCUCAGUAGGCACAUGUGGGCCGCCAGCAGUGCGGAACCCCUUCGGUGUAUCUUCCACCGCUGCCCGGCCGGAUAUUUUCCAUGCAGCAAGCUUGGCGCGUCUACGUCUAACGCCUCCAAAAACACAACCUGAAUCUCCCAUCGUUGAGUUUUCGGUUGAUGGUCCUAGUGUUACACUUUCUGACUUGGGUUCUCCAUCGAAUUAUACAUAUUUCCCUUGGACUCUUCCCCCCUCAUUGGUACCUCGAGAUGCUGUCAGUUCGCCGAUGGCUGUGCGGCCGACUUUGGAUCUGACGUUUCCUCCUCUUUCCAGUACGAUUCAAGGGCCUCCAAGCUUAGAACGUGUUGAAGGUGGGAUUCUAAUUAAAUCCUUUGGAGGUCUACGGCUGGGUAUGAUUCAAGAUGCUCCUCUGUAUUCAGGCAAUACCAUUUCCUCCAAGGAAGGGUUCCGUAUACAAGUGGUUAGCAAUAUCCCCCUAGGCAAGAACGAGAAGGUUUUCGUUUCCCGCGAGACCACGAGUGCAUUGAGUCCAACCGAUCCCAAUUUUACACAAACCCCUGACACUAUCAUGAUGGACAUAAUCAUUGAUGUCAAGCCAGACAUCGUCUACCGGAACAACUCUUCCUCAUCCGCCGCGUCUCUUACUGACCAAGGCACAGUUGUCAGUGGUGGUCCCGUUCUUGACUCCUCUACAGCAAAGGCAGAUGACCAUGCAGGUAAACCCGAGAGUCACAAAUCAGCUCUCUCUUCGCUCCUUAGUCAUGUAACAGCCCUUAUACGUGAUGAGCUCCAGCAUCUCCCAUCGGUAACACCGCCGAUAUUCCGCCGUCCAAUAGCCCGGUUUUCAAUACCGGCCAUUUCCUCCACUGGGAUAGGCUCAGCUCCAUUACCGGGCGAGGAAGAUGCAACAUUCACGCCUCCGUCACCCGGUUCCAAACACGCAAUGACCCGCCUCUCUUGGUCCAGUAUCUACCUUGCGGGCCACCUGUGUGAUAAACGCCUUCCGCCGUCUAUCCCCCAGACACACCAAAUAAUAGUAGUGAAGCGAGGAGAUUGUACCUUUUCUGACAAACUGAGAAACAUACCUUCCUUCCGGCCCUCUCGUUCGUCUCUGCAACUUGUCGUUGUUGUCUCAUACCCCCAACCCGGAGAAAAGCGACGCCAGUCUGCAGCAGAUGAGGAGUCAUCCUUGAUUCGACCAUUGCUAGAUGAAAUGCAGACUGUGGUCGGGGGCUUCCCUCGACCUCGUCCAAUAAGCAUGGUAAUGGUCGGGGGCGGAGAAAAAACCUAUGAAUACUUCAACCAUGCGUUGGGAGUAGGGAUCCGACGGAGAUAUGAGAUCCAGUCGCAGGGCAUACCAAUCAGCAAUCUAAUUGUCAUAUAG
Molecule: messenger RNA, 2178 nt
Organism: Trichophyton benhamiae CBS 112371
Lineage: Eukaryota; Fungi; Ascomycota; Eurotiomycetes; Onygenales; Arthrodermataceae
Exons: 1
Coding region: 1-2178 (725 amino acids)
Biological process (GO): mannose trimming involved in glycoprotein ERAD pathway; endoplasmic reticulum mannose trimming; carbohydrate metabolic process
Cellular component (GO): endoplasmic reticulum; membrane
Molecular function (GO): calcium ion binding; mannosyl-oligosaccharide 1,2-alpha-mannosidase activity
Source: RefSeq, a predicted model, not a curated record